AUGUCAUGCAUACUGAUGCAAAAGAUCACUUCCGAUAUUCCCAAUUUUAAAAUCGCCAAAUCAGCAUUGAACAUCCCUGCAAAUGUCAGAUUAGCAGAUCCAUCCUUUGACAAACCGCGUGAUGUAGACAUGCUAAUAGGGAAUGGGCAUUUGUGGGAGAUAAUGAGCGUAGGACAGAAACGCCUGGGACAGGGUCUUCCGGUAUUGCUCAAAUCCCAGUUCGGAUGGGUUUUCGGUGGGAAAAUUCGGGCGUCGCUCAACGCGGAGUCGCAGUCGUGCAAUGUAGUCACGAAUGAUCAAUUAAAUUCACAAUUAACUCGAUUUUGGGAUAUCGAACAAAUCCCAACACUCGGUCACCUUCCAGCUCACCCGUGCGAGGAGCAUUUUAAUGAGACGGUAAAGCGAGACUCCGACGGCCGGUUUAUUGUUACGAUUCCGUUUAACUCGGACCUGGCAAAGCUCGGCGAUUCAUAUUCCAUGGCGGAGCGUAGGUUCUUCGGCUUGGAAAGAAAAUUGAACAGGACACCUGUUCUGAAAACAGAAUACGUGUCUUUUAUGAGCGAAUACCUCGCACUGGGUCAUAUGACUCAGGUAAGUCGGGACUCUCGAACGCAGGCCGGUCCUGCCUAUUACCUGCCACACCAUGCGGUGACAAAGGCAGCAAGCACAACGACCAAGAUGCGCGUUGUAUUUGACGGAUCCGCGAAAACCAGUUCCGGAUAUUCUUUAAAUGAUACUCAAGAGAUCGGUCCUGUUGUUCAGGACGAUCUAUUUUCCAUACUCAUUAGAUUCAGACAGCAUCAGAUUAUUUUGAGCGCCGACAUCGCCAAGAUGUAUCGGCAGAUUUUAGUCGCUCCCGAGCAGCGAGUUUUUCAACGGAUUCUAUGGCGCGAAGAACCUACGCUCCCAUUAGAAACGUACGAAUUGAAUACGGUUACAUACGGCACUGCGUCCGCGCCGUUUUUAGCGACCUGCGUCCUUCGGCAAAUUGGAUUGGAUCAGUCUCAUCUAGAUCCAGUAAUAAGUAAUAUCAUCAUCCACGACUUCUACGUGGAUGACUUGCUAACGGGCGCGGAAACAGUAGAACAAGCAAUAGAAAUUAAAGUAUCACUUGAGAAAAUAUUGCAAUCUUCAGGCCUACCACUUAGAAAGUGGGCCUCAAAUGUUCCGGCAGUGGUUCAAGAGGUUCUAACGGAAUCCAGAGAUCUGAAUUUACAAGCAGAAAAGGACCCAAAGACUCUUGGACUACUGUGGGAACCAUGCACCGAUGAGUUGCGAGUCAGUGUAGAAUCUCAACCAGUCUUACGGACUACGAAAAGAACAAUUCUAUCCGAAGUAUCCAAAAUUUUUGAUCCGCUUGGGUUAGUGGCGCCUGUCAUCAUCCAGGCAAAACUAAUUAUACAGUCGCUAUGGCAAUUAAAACUCUCAUGGGAUGAAUCCGUACCACAAGCGAUUCAUUCCGAGUUCCAUGAUUUUUAUGCGGACCUCAGGUCAUUAACACGGCUCGCAAUUCCUCGGUGCGUAUUGUGCCCGAAUCCUGUGCAGGUAGAGAUGCAUGGGUUUUGCGAUGCCUCCGAACGGGCAUUUGGGGCGUGCAUCUACCUGCGCACGAUUUCAGAAACGGGCAAAGCAUUGACACAGCUCCUCUGCGCAAAGACACGCGUGGCACCGCUUAAAACAAUAAGCCUUCCUCGCUUGGAAUUAUGUGGGGCAUUAUUACUAGCGCAACUUGUGAAUAAGGUUCGAGUAGCGUCCCGCAGUCAAAAGGUCCAAGAAUUCUAUUGGACCGAUUCAAUGAUAGCACUAGCGUGGAUCAAGGGGUCCCCGAACCGAUGGAAAACCUUUGUAGCGAACAGGGUUUCUGAGAUUCAAACACUUUCGACGGGACCAUGGAACCACGUACUUUCUGGGGACAACCCAGCUGAUUUAUUGUCGCGGGGAGUCAAGCCUUCCGCUUUGGACAAGCUAUCUUUUUGGUGGAACGGUCCAUCAUGGCUCGCACAGCCAUCAACGGAAUGGCCAAUCACUGGGUAUAUCCCAGCAGAAGUUCCUGAAGAAAGGGCCAUUUCUUGUAUUGUAAUAAGGGAAAUCGCAUCCCAAGUACCGGGGUUCCUAUUAAAAUUCUCAAACUACACACGUUUGCUCCGUGUGAUUGCGUACUGCUUAAAAUUCUAUCACACAGUAAAACAUAGAGUGAGUCUUCGUAACAAUCGCACCACUCGCCCGUGGAGCACUCAAUUGACGGUGCAGGAUCUUGAUCUUGCAGAGGUAGUCAUCCUCCGAUUAGUACAAGGUAAUGCAUUUACGCAAGAACUGUCUGACUUGCGUAAAAACCAAACAGUGACAUCCAAUAGCCCGCUGCGGUCAUUAAACCCAUUUAUUGACGACAAGGGGCUCAUUAGGGUGGGCGGUAGGCUUGCCAAUGCGGAGCUAAAAUACUACCAACAACACCAAGUGAUUCUACCGAAGAAUCACAAUGUUACGCGAAUGAUUAUUCGUCGUGCACAUGAACGCGUUUUACAUGCCGGUUGCGAAACGGUAUUAUCAAUGGUUCGAACGCGGUAUUGGCCAUUGACGGGACGCAAUCUGACCAAGGGGAUAAUCCGAACCUGCGUUAAAUGUAAUAGAGCUGCGCCAAAGGGUACCAGCUACCUGAUGGGGCAGUUGCCUGCACCGAGAAUACGAAUAAGACCGCCGUUCUUUUCUACCGGUGUCGAUUACGCGGGUCCGUUCUACCUGAAAGAAAGGGUCCGUAGCAAGACGACGACUAAAGCCUACCUUUGCGUGUUUAUUUGCUUAGCCACAAAGGCCGUCCAUUUAGAAGUAGCUUCAGAUUUAUCGACGGAUGCCUUUUUAAAUGCGUUGAAACGGUUUGUUGCGCGAAGAGGCCGGUGUCGCGAAAUAUAUUCAGACAACGGCACCAAUUUUGUAGGAGCACGCAAUGAAAUGCAGAGAAUCAAAGAGUUCUUUGCAGACCAAAAACGAAGGGAUACCCUCUCUGAAUUUACGGUCACUGAGGGUAUGCAGUGGCAUUUUAUCCCACCAUACUCUCCACAUUUCGGGGGAUUGUGGGAGAGCUGCGUGAAGUCCGCGAAACGGCUUUUGACUCGAGUCGUUGGGGAAACUCGGCUAACAUUUGAAGAACUGGCCACUGUUCUGGCGCAGAUAGAGGCGUGUUUGAAUUCUCGGCCACUAUGUCCUGUAUCAACCGAUCCCACAGAUCUGAAUCCCCUCACUCCUGGUCACUUCCUCACCGGCAGCCCACUCAUGGACCUUCCAUAUCCUGACGUCACUGACGUCAAACCUACUCGUUUAAGUCGGUUUCAGCUACUCCAAGCAAUGUCGCAGCACUUUUGGAAACGGUGGCAGUUGGAAUACCUCCAUCAGCUGCAACAGCGACAUAAAUGGAAAAUCGCUGUACCAGAAGGAUUCGGAGUGGGCACGAUGGUCGUCAUCAAAGACGCUAGUCUCCCUCCUCUAAGAUGGAAACUAGGAAGAAUCACGGCUCUACACCCAGGCACUGACCAGAUCACCAGAGUCGUUUCCAUCCGGACAGCCGAUGGAGUCAUAAAGCGACCUGUGGCAAAAAUUUGCAUUUUGCCUACGGAGGAUGAAAGUUCAUCCCCAAAGGAUCAGCCUGGAUCGAGUGUUAAUCGUGACACAAAAAACAAUGAAUCCGCGGCAGCCGAGCCUGCAUGUGUAUAA
This is a messenger RNA of Colletes gigas, 3705 nucleotides long. RefSeq lists its product as uncharacterized. The transcript has a single exon. Gene Ontology annotation, biological process: DNA integration. NCBI's taxonomy places the organism in Eukaryota, Metazoa, Arthropoda, Insecta, Hymenoptera, Colletidae. Gene Ontology annotation, molecular function: nucleic acid binding. The coding region runs from base 1 to 3705 and encodes 1234 amino acids. The record is from RefSeq and is a predicted model, not a curated record.